AUGCUGGCGGUGUGUUUGCUGUCAGAAGGUCAGAAGCUUUAUUUACACUGGAGUCACAAGAUUGGGAUCGCUGUGAGUCUGACGUUCUCCAUCGUAGCGACCGCUGUGUUAUCUGACCUCUGGAGCAAAGAGCUGACCACGCUGCUGCUCUCCUUCCAGGUGACUGCUCCCUUCCUCCAUGUGGGGGGGGUCUUCCUGCUGACCGCUCUCUCCUGGCCCGUCGCUCUGCAUUUCUUCCGCAUGACCAGCAGAGUGAGGGGGGGGCUGAUCCUGGGGUUUUACCUGAGCUUCCUGUCCGUCCUCUAUCUGGUUCCCCUCGGUCUCUACUCUCCUUGUAUCAAAGAGGUCGGGACCCUCGGACCCCCGCCGGCCCUCAUCGGACACAGAGGGGCCCCCAUGCUGGCUCCAGAAAACACCCUGAUGUCAUUUGAGAAAGCCGUGGAAACAGGAAGUGAAGGUCUGGAGACGGACGUCACCAUCAGUGUGGACGGAGUCCCCUUCCUGAUGCACGAUCAGACGCUGCGUCGGACCACCAACGUCCAGCACGUCUUCCCCAACAGAACCAACACGGCCGCCUCCUUGUUCAGCUGGAGCGAGCUGCAGAGCCUCAACGCCGGAGCCUGGUUCCUCUCCGGAUGA
Molecule: messenger RNA, 639 nt
Organism: Notothenia coriiceps (black rockcod)
Lineage: Eukaryota; Metazoa; Chordata; Actinopteri; Perciformes; Nototheniidae
Product: glycerophosphodiester phosphodiesterase domain-containing protein 5-like
Exons: 7
Coding region: 1-639 (212 amino acids)
Biological process (GO): lipid metabolic process
Cellular component (GO): membrane
Molecular function (GO): glycerophosphodiester phosphodiesterase activity
Source: RefSeq, a predicted model, not a curated record